GGUCUGAUAACGUUGAUAUAGCAAAACAUCCGGCAGGUAACACUGUAACAGUACAGAACAGCACACCGUGUCCAGUUCAGUUCAGAGAGCUUUCUGCUUCGUAUUUUUGCCGGAAGUGGAAUCAUACAUAUAUUCGCCGCUCUGCCUUUUCAAUCUGUGCCCCCUUCUGUAGCAAAGCUCCGUCUCUCUCUUUCUUCCGUCAAUGGCAUCUCUGCUAACGUCUCCAUCUACUAAGCAGUACCUGGCAUCCUCGUCUCUUUUCCAGCACUGCAAUCUAAGCCGAUGUGGCUACAAAACAACUAACCUCUCCUUCUCCUCUUCCUCUAUUUCUCUGCCUCAGCCCCAGCAAGGCGAACAAAAAUUUCCAGGGUUUGCCAAUGCUCCCACUCUUACUGCCGUCGGGAGGUCCCGCCGCCACUCAUCGUCGUUUCUGGAAGCACCGGAAGCUGUUAGGCAUCUCGUCGGAUCACUUAACCGAACUGAAGGCCUCCGUUUUGCUGUGGUCGUUGCCCGGUUCAACGAGAUUGUGACUAGGCGGCUUUUAGAGGGAGCUAUCGAGACUUUCACUAGGUAUUCCGUCAAAGAAGAAGACAUCGAUGUUGUGUGGGUUCCUGGUAGUUUCGAAGUGGGUGUUGUUGCAGAGAAGCUAGGUAAAUCAGGGAACUAUAAUGCAGUGCUGUGCAUUGGAGCUGUGAUAAGAGGUGACACCACACACUAUGAUGCUGUUGCAAAUUCCGCUGCAUCUGGAGUACUCUCAGCUGGUCUCAAUUCAGGAGUCCCAUGUAUAUUUGGUGUUCUUACAUGUGAAGACAUGGACCAGGCGCUAAACCGGGCUGGUGGGAAAGCUGGGAACAAAGGAGCGGAGGCUGCUUUAACAGCUAUUGAGAUGGCAUCCUUGUUUGAGCAUCACUUGAAGUAGGACUGCUAAUGGUAGAACACAUCACGUCAAGUUUGGUUGCAUUUGAGGGGAAACUCGCUCGGUGCAGUUGUCUGUUGCCCAACAAUGGCUACUUCAGGUUCAACUGCUGGUUUUAGUUUUCAUUCGGAUUGCUAGAAUGUCUGAAAUUUGAGAUUGGUAGGACUGCAAAAUUAGGCUGGUUCUUUUCCGUCGAUUUUAUAAAUUGUUCUCCACGAUUUGGAGCAGCAUGGAGCUUGGAGGUGUAAGGUUGGAAUAAAAACAUGGUCGCCUGAUUCAGGAACUUAAUUGAGUGUUGCAUUUUGCGUAAUUGCUGCUAACUGCUUGAUUAUUCAACUGAACUCGGUAUAAUGAUUUUCUGUAUGUCCGAUGUCGUAAUUGACAUCACAAUAUAUGUAUAUAUGAAGCUCGGUUUUCCAUUUCUUUUCAUUUAUGCGCCCGAACUCCAGAGUUGCCCUACUCUUUCCCGUGGAGGUUGGAGAAGGUGGCUAUGGGUCGUAU
Linum tenue is the source of this 1417-nucleotide messenger RNA. Lineage: Eukaryota; Viridiplantae; Streptophyta; Magnoliopsida; Malpighiales; Linaceae. The record is from the annotation of a GenBank genome assembly.